Salpingoeca rosetta is the source of this 4738-nucleotide messenger RNA. RefSeq lists its product as uncharacterized. Lineage: Eukaryota; Choanoflagellata; Craspedida; Salpingoecidae. The coding region runs from base 419 to 4411 and encodes 1330 amino acids. Gene Ontology annotation, molecular function: protein binding. The record is from RefSeq and is a predicted model, not a curated record. The transcript is spliced from 13 exons.
GACUCGCAGGGCACACACACCACGUACCUCGCUCGCACAGCAAACACACACGAAGGCAGUUUCGCCUUCUUCUUCGCGUUCUCUGCAUCUCCUCUCUCGUGUGUCUGCAGUUGCUGCUUGUUGUUUUCUGCCGUGCCCACCAGCCAGUUCACCAGCCAGUUCACCACCCGAGCACCCCGACCGAGAGCCAGCUUCCAGCCCUUCUUCGUGUGACCUGUGCCCUCAGCAAAGAAAUACACCCUCCCCCACUGUCACAGCUCAAUUGCUCUUGUUGCAUCUCAGCGAGAGCAGCCACAUCAGCAAAACAGAACAAAACGAAGUUCCCUGAUCAGCUGCUGAUCUCUGCCGACUGCUUGCCUGCGCGUGUUCCGUUUCCCUGCAUCGGAAAUCACACCCAGCUGCCAACCAACCGCCAACAAUGGACAAGUCUGGAGACCCAAAGCCCCGUCGCUCCUCUGCCCGCGACACGUUGUCCACGAGCCGCCACGACGCUGCUCGGCCCAACCCUUACCGCUACAGCCGCAAGACCAUCCUUGAGCUGUUCAACCCUUCUGUCCCUGCUCCCGACGGCCUUGACGACUGUGGCGAGCUGUACUCCAAGCAGGUUUCCAAGCCGCUCGGUCUGACCGACUGGACGGACGCCGAGCUGGAGGUUCGCCGCGAGGGUCCGCCACCUGCUGCCCGUCGUGAACCAGCGCGUUCUGAUGUGCAUAACCCGCGCGUCCCCGCUGGCCGUGGUGGCCGUGGCUUCUUCUCCCGCACCAGCGACCGCCUGCCAAACCGCGGCCGAGGCCAUGCUCCCGAAGGCCACUACGUCCGCGUCGACUUUGGCGGAGCACCCAGCAGCCCCAAGUCGUAUGGCAACCGCCCCCGCGUUCCCCGUGGCCGCCGCCCCAUAUCGGAGGCGCACGCCUUCCAGCGCAACUGGCGCCGCUCGGAUACGGACGAGCCUGCUGCCCCUUCCCGCGGCAAUGGUGGUCGCCAGGACACGGCCUGGGAGGAGCCAAACGACGCCGAUCCUUUCACCUUCUCUGGUGGCCGCAGAAGCCGCCACAACUCGACCAAGGAACCUCCCGCCCCACCUGGACUUGACACCGACACCGCCGCUGCCCCCACCAUGCCCAAAUGGAACUACAUUGACAAGAAAGGCAUCAGCCAAGGCCCCUUUGAGAGCAACUCCAUGCACCACUGGCUUUCCAACAACUUCUUCAAGGACGACCUCCCCGUGAAGCGUGCCUCGGACUCUGGUUUUGUCACCCUCAAGCAAGUGUUUGAGUACCUGAAGCAGCGCAACAUCCCAGCUGACCACCUCUUUGCCAAGCCCCUGCCCACCGAUUUCGACGACUUUAUGGCCACCGCUACCGCCAGCAGCACGGAGCCCUCCGCCGAUACGACCGCCAACGCCACCGCCGCCCCCGCAGCCGCUGCAGCGGCCGUCCAGCAACAGCAACAGCACCAGCAACAACAGCAGCAGCAGCCAGUGCAAGCCGAGCAGCAUUCCCUUCCAUCUACGCCCCUUCGCUCUGAAGCCCCACUCCAAGUGUCCCAACCGCCAGCAGCCCAGCAGCAGCAGAUGCCCCAGUCUCCAAUGCAGCAGCAUGUGCCGAGCGCGCAGCAGUACUUUGCACCCGCACAGGAUCGCCAGCACCCGCAGCACCAUCAGCAGCAGCAGCAGGCCCACGGUAUGUACCAGCAAGGUGCCGCCAUGUCCCCACACGCCCAGAGCAUGCACCCGUCCUCCCAAGCGCAGCAGCCACCCAACGUGUGGCAGCAGCAGCAGCAGCGCACCUCGUCCUUUGGUUCUGUGAGUGAAAUGCCUGGCCAGAGCGCGGUCGGAACGUUGCAGAUGGGGUCACCAUCUUCACACGUUGAGGCGCCCUCCUCCCCCAGCGCCUAUCCGAACGCUCCCUACCACCAGCAGCACACCCCUUCGCACCAGGACUACCGCGCACACCAAUACGCCCAGCAGCAGCAGCAGCAGCAGCAGCCCCAACAAUAUGCCCCACAACACCAGCACCAGCAGGCCAUGUAUCAGCAGCAGCAGCAGGUACACCACCAGCCGGCCUCCGCUGCAUCCUCAGCGACCCACCCCAUGCUGAUGACGUCGCAAGCGACAGAAGGCCCCGUCCACGCCCCUCAGCACGGCACCGAUCUGCUGGCGCACUUGCGCGCCGGUUCCAACGCCCCUUCCGCUCCGGUUCAGCCCCAGCAGCAGCAUCAACAGCAUCGUCAGGUGUCCCAGCAGUUCCAGCAGUCGCCUCAGCAGGCCCCUGCUUACCAGCAUGAAGACCAGCGUGCAGCCAUGCUUGCACAACAACAGCAGCAACAGCAGCGCCAGCGCCAGGCCUCUGUUGGCUCUGGUCCAGGGACGCCUGCUGCUGUGGGCAGCUUUGACCUGCCAGCGGACGCAAACCAGUGGUCGCUGGAGACAGUGACGCAGCGCAUUGGCGUUGUGCGCACCGCCCACAAGCAGCUGCACAGCGAGGCGGCAGCGCUGGCAGAGACCAUGAGCGGCUUGAUGGCCGAGCACAAGGCGAUCCAGCAGCAGCAGGCGCAGGCGCCGCCCGAGCUUGCCGCGCGGCUGCACCAGGUGCUUGAGACGGUGACUGCCCGCGCGGAGGAGGUGGGCCAGCGCUACCGCCAGCUGCAGGAGAGCGACAUCCAGAUGCAGCAGCAUCAUGCCCAGCUGCUUGCGCUGCAGCAUUCGAUUGCCGCCAAGCACGCACAGCAGCAGCAGCAGCAACAGCAGCAACAACAACAACAGCAGCAGCAACAGCAUCAUCAGGUGGCUCCAACACAGGUUCAGCAACCUGCUGCUCAACAGCAGCAGCAAGCGCUGCCGCAGCAGCAGGGCGGGGCUAGUCGCACUUCCACCAGCAGGGCACCCUUGCCGCGCAUUGAAUCGCUGGCACUUAACGACCAGGUCGCGCCUGCAGCCACAGACGGCGACGACCACGACGACGUGUUUGUGGAUGACAGCGGCAAGCAGUCGCAGGGUGCGUGGGGCGAGGUUCCCGUGCACCACGACGGCGACAACUGGGACAUUGAGGGUGUCACCGAGACGCAGUGGGACGACAGCCAGCAGGCAUCCAAGGAAGCUGACAAGAAGGCACAGCCGAAGAAGGCGGCGCCUGCUCCCACAGCGGCCGCGUCGUCAGCGAGCGGCAAGCCGUCUGCGUGGGGCCGCAACGCGCGUCGCAGUGGCUCUGCGGCAGCGGCUGCAGACACCAGCAACCCGACCGCGCCCACAACAGCAGCACCCGUAGCAGCGCCUCCCACGGCGGCGAAGAGCACACACCAGCCGUCGCUGUCUGAGAUUGAGGCCGAGCAGGCGCGCAUUGCCAAGGAGCAGGAGGAGGAGCGCAAGCGCAUCGAGGAGAACCAGAUGCGUCUCAUGAUGACGGUGACUCAGGCCAAGAGCCGCGGUGCCGCCACCACAGCUGCGUCCAACGGCGGUGCGACGAGCGGUGCUUGGACGCAGCCGUCUGCGUGGGGCUCUCAGAGCAAGGCUGCACCGACCCUGAGGGACAUUGAGCGUCAGGAACAAAUGAGGCAGAAGCAAAUCAAGAAGAAGCAGCAGCAGCGCAUGCAAAGCGCGGCAGUUCCUCCCGCUGCCAAGGGCAAGUCGUGGCUCCAGGCUGUUGGCGCAGACCCAGCCCCGCCACCAGUGCAGAAGGGUCGGUCGUUGCUGGACAUCGAGGCUGAGGAGCGCACGCGUACUGUGCAACGAAAGCCCGCAGCCACUGCCACCGCCAAGGUUGCCGCCAAGGCGCCCGUGCCGUGGUCCGCAGGCGCCAAGGGCAACCAGGCAUCCGCACCCCAGGCGAGGCACCAGCACCAGCAGCAUAGGCCUGCGCAACGGCACGCUGACGAAGAUGACUCCUUCUGGGGCUCUGUCACCGCCCGCGCACCCCCGUCAUCGUCUGCAAAGACGGUGUCCAAGCCUUCAUCUGCCAUCGCCGCUCGCAAGACCCCUGUCAAGGCGAGCAAGAGCAAGGGCAAGGGCAAGGGCGGCAAGAACGCUGCCAAGGAGGUGCCGAUUCGCAAGGAAUUUAUGGGCUGGUGCAAAAAGGAGAUUGGCGCGCUGACGAGCGACGUGGAUGCGGAGACGCUUGUGAAGGUGCUGCUUGAGAUUCCACAGCCGGAGGACGUGAUUGACUUUGUCACGGAGCAGCUGGGCGAGCGCGCCCGCAAGUUCUCCAAGGCGUUCCUGCAGAAGCGCGCGACGGCGUUUGAGGGCGACGCGGGACAGGUGUUGCCGACGGUGGAUGAUGACUCGUGGCAGCCGUCCAAGUCCACGAAGACCAAGAAGAAGCGGCGGUUCAAGAAGGUUUCCGGCCCAGACCUGCUCACCUUCAACGUCGCCCCAGGGUCAAGCCUCAACCGCGGUGGCCGCGACUUUGCAAAGUGAUGCGUGUGCUCGCCGCCGUGGCACCGCCAUGUGCCUUGGUUGAAUGGAAUGACACUGGUGGGAAGUUCAUGGGGAGGUGGCGUUGUGAUUUGACAGCAAGAAGGCAAGGGGUACUGGAUUCAGCUCACCACCCACCAGUGGUGGACUGUGUGUAUCGUGAUGGUCAUUGUUCUUCGCCCUCUACAGUGCGUGGCGUUGAGUUGAAAGCCCCUUGUUCUUGAGCUGUGUUCUCCCAUGCGCCUCUCGCUCGCUUCCCGCUUCAUGUGCGUGUAUGUGUAUGUGUUGCGAUGUGAUGUGAAGAUACGUUGAUGAUGAUGAUGAUGAUGA